This is a messenger RNA of Pectinophora gossypiella (pink bollworm), 1158 nucleotides long. RefSeq lists its product as uncharacterized. The coding region runs from base 1 to 1014 and encodes 337 amino acids. NCBI's taxonomy places the organism in Eukaryota, Metazoa, Arthropoda, Insecta, Lepidoptera, Gelechiidae. The record is from RefSeq and is a predicted model, not a curated record. The transcript has 3 exons.
AUGGGUGGAAGAAAACGGUCUAGAGAAAGUAGUUACGACGAGGUUAUGAAGAAAAUCAGAAAAUUGGAGAAAAAAGUUAAAAAGAAAGCGAGACUACCAUCAACUUCGUCAUCAACUGAUGAUGAUACACCUCAGAACCAGAUGGAACCAUCUGAGAUAUUAGGAAGACCAUUGAAGAAGACUCAGGGAACACUGAGGGCGACCCUGAGACCAACCCAGAGAUACCUUAGAGAUCUUUUAGGAGGUGACCCGACUCCAGAAAAAAUAUUUGACGAAAAUGUACACAAGGAUAUUGCAAAAAUUUGGUCGCAUAUCCUUCUCAAUGGCCUUGCUAAGGAUGUUAGAAUGGAUUUAUUGAAAAGAUAUCUACCGCCAGAAAAUUGUACCAGUAUGAGAGCACCCAAGUUGAACUUGGAAAUCAAGGCCGCUCUGACGGAAAUAAAUAGCAAAAAGGAUGCUUAUAGUCAGUCCAAGCAGAACCAAUUAGGAAGCUGCCUAGCAGCUUUAGGAAAAGCUUUAAAUAUCGCUUUGGCAUCUGACACCUCACAAGACUUGAUAAAACUGCUCAGUGAUGCUGGUAGAUUACUAUGUGACUACCAUCAUAAAGAAUCUCAAUCGAGACGGUAUGCUAUCAUAAAUACGCUCAACCAACAGACGAAAGAUACCAUCAAAAAUACUAAAAUUGAUGAAUUCCUGUUCGGCACCGAUUUAGCGGAGCAUAUAAAAUCCUCUAAGGCCAUUACCAAGUCUGGCAUGGAGCUACGACCGCCACCGCCGCCACCACCGCCACCGACGGUAGGCAACCGGCAGAGACCCAAACAAAAUGUGAUCUCUCAACCUCCAGCUGUUCGACGAGGGACUUUAAACGCGAGGGGGGCGGGCCGGGCAGCCGCCGCCGAGCCACGAGCGAACCCCGCCCCGCGCCGGCCGCCCACCUCUGCCACGACGAGGGACCAGCAGCAGCAGCACAGCUCCAGGACUGCUACGCGCUACCAAUCCAACAGGAGAUAUUGAACACCGAACCGGAGAGAGACACACCCACUCCACGCACGGCUUACCCUGGUGGCAGCGAAAUUAUCCGGCUGUCGUUAAUGAAACGUGGUGUGCCAGAAAAUUCCCUACGUUUGCUGAUGGCAUCGCUGUCUAAAAACACAAUUC